CUUCGAGACAAUUGCGAGCUCCUAUUGGACGCAGUGCAACAUCGCCCCAUCGCGCACUCCGACACAUUUAUAUUGCACAUUUCCAUAUUGUUGGUUGUCUCGAGAACUAUACUAGCCUGGAGGCCACAUACGUCACGGCUGUCGAGUGGAUAGCAUGUUUCGAGUGAAGUCCGACGGAGUGAAUAUGGAUAAUUCGAUAUCGGUGUCAAUUCCGCGCUGCUCAGGAUACCCCAGUAUUAGUAACAAGUCCCUGUCAUCGCUGGCGUGGGGUGAUGGCCUAGAAUCGUUAGAAUCUGGAUGGAUUGGGUCGGAAGUCGACUGAGCAACUUCAACAUCGCAAUCUCAUUCUAUGACGGAUUGAGCAUCUCGUUAACAUGAACACUACUUGAACCGCUAGGUAUGCUCCUUGGGAGCCAUCAUGUCUGCUGUCACGGAUUCCUACACCGAGAUCCCUGAGGUAGAGAUCCUGCUCCUUGGGGAUCCAGAUGUGGGCAAAUCAACCUUUCUCUCUCGCCUUAUGCUCGGGACCCAACCCACAUCGGCCGCCGAAAACGAGAAACUCCCUCCCUACUCCCUCCCUGCCAUCCACGACGCCUUCCAACCCCUCGUCUUCAACAUCACCCUCUACGGUCGGCCCUACCGCUUCCAGUUCUCCGACACCGCGUCCCCGACCCCGUACCUAGAACUAAAACCGCACUUCAUCAUCCUCUGCUUCGACAUCACGAACCGUCGCUCGCUGCAGAACGUCAAGACCUGGCGCUACCUGGUCGAAUCGACGUAUAACAUCGACGAGAGCCGGCCGGUGAUGGUGUUGGGGUUGAAGCGCGAUUUGCGAAGGGAAUGGCCGGUGGAGGAUAAGGAGACGGGGGUGGAUACCUCGUGUGCAUUGGAGGGGGAUGCGGAGGGAGACGCGGAAGGGGACGCGGAGGGGGAGAAGGAGGAUACGAGGCAUGUGAUGCCGGAUGAAGGACUGGGGAUGGCGCAGAAGUUGAGGUGCGAUAGGUAUGCUGAAUGUAGUGCGGUUACCGGGGAGCUGUGUAUGCAGGUGUUGGAAGACAUCGCUCGAACGGCUGCGAAGACGACGACGGAGAAGGGCGGGAGGUCGGGGGAAUAUUGCACGGUUAUGUGAUUGGACAUCUGGAAUGGAUUUGAGAGCUCUGCCUUUAUGGGGAGAACCUUAAGCAAAGACUAGGCGUGGGCAGCACCGAGAUACCAUGAUUGUACGCUUGACGGCUUCACGAAACAUUCGACGUUCAAAUCAUUCAUUCCGCUCACAUAACGCAUAACCACCCCGAGCCUACCGGGCUCUGCCGCUACCAAUGUCCUGGUUAA
Molecule: messenger RNA, 1332 nt
Organism: Eremomyces bilateralis CBS 781.70
Lineage: Eukaryota; Fungi; Ascomycota; Dothideomycetes; Eremomycetales; Eremomycetaceae
Product: P-loop containing nucleoside triphosphate hydrolase protein
Exons: 2
Coding region: 419-1129 (236 amino acids)
Molecular function (GO): GTPase activity; GTP binding
Source: RefSeq, a predicted model, not a curated record